Molecule: messenger RNA, 1441 nt
Organism: Populus nigra (black poplar)
Lineage: Eukaryota; Viridiplantae; Streptophyta; Magnoliopsida; Malpighiales; Salicaceae
Product: UDP-xylose transporter 1-like
Exons: 9
Coding region: 291-1325 (344 amino acids)
Cellular component (GO): Golgi apparatus
Molecular function (GO): UDP-xylose transmembrane transporter activity; antiporter activity
Source: RefSeq, a predicted model, not a curated record
UGCUAAAGUUGCUUUGUCAUACAACCUCCCCACCAUAUAACCAAACACACAGGCAUACACAUUUCAAGCCCAUUUCAUCUCCAAAAACUUGCUUUAAGUUUAUCUCCCGGAUUCCGGUGACUGCAUUGAGUUGUAGGGGCCCUGCAUUUAUUGUAAGUACAGAGGCAGAUAAAGAAUUCCAAGGGCUGCUUAGAGCUCCCAUACACAACAUUUCUGUUUUCUUUGAGUUUUCAGGGCUCCUCGCAACUCCCAGCAAAUUUAUCUUCGUUCAAGGUAUAAUUCUCCGUGAGAUGGGAGAAAUGCCGAGCUUCCAAUUGGGUGUUAUUGGGGCCCUGUUCCUUUCAGUUGCAUCAUCUGUCUCCAUUGUCAUUUGCAACAAAGCUUUGAUGAGCAAUCUCGGAUUCCCAUUUGCUACAACUCUCACUAGCUGGCACCUCAUGGUAACAUUCUGCACACUUCAUGCGGCACAGCGUCUCAAUUUGUUUGAGUCCAAAUCCAUUGACAUGAAGCCUGUGAUGCUCUUUGGAAUUCUAAAUGGGGUUUCUAUUGGACUUCUCAACUUGAGUCUUGGGUUCAAUUCUAUUGGAUUCUACCAGAUGACCAAACUUGCAAUCAUACCAUUCACUGUCCUAUUGGAAACUCUGUUCCUGAAGAAGCAAUUCAGCCAGAAGAUAAAGCUGUCGCUCUUUGUCUUGCUUGUUGGAGUUGGCAUUGCCUCUGUGACUGAUCUCCAGCUCAACUUCGUUGGAACAAUUCUCUCUCUCCUAGCCAUUAUAACAACUUGCGUUGGGCAAAUUCUGACAAGUACAAUACAAAAGAGGCUAAAUGUGUCUUCCACACAGCUGCUUUACCAGUCAGCCCCAUUUCAAGCAGCAAUUCUCUUUGUAUCAGGCCCCUUGGUGGAUCAAUUCCUCACCAGAAAGAACGUCUUUGCAUACAAAUAUUCUUCACUAGUCUUGGCAUUCAUUAUACUUUCAUGCAUUAUAUCUGUGUCUGUGAACUUCAGCACAUUCAUGGUUAUCGGCAAGACCUCACCAGUUACUUAUCAAGUGCUUGGACACCUCAAAACUUGCCUUGUUCUUGGCUUUGGGUACACUCUGUUACAUGAUCCUUUCACAAUGAGAAACAUCAUUGGAAUACUAGUUGCCAUUUUUGGCAUGGGCCUAUAUUCAUAUUUCUGCGUCCAAGAGAAUAAAAAGAAACAAUCAGUGGACCUUUCGCUAGCUUCCCAGAUGAAAGAUAAGGAUAGCACUCCAAUUUUGGGCAUGCAAGAUAAAGAAAUCAGCCAUGACGCCAAGAAAUCAACAAAGGACUCUCUUGUUUAAUUUGUCAUAAAAAAGUUAAUGCAUGUAUCGGGUGUUUGCUCUACCACAAACAAUUAAUUUGUUGAGUUGAGUAUAAAUGUUUUUUAUUCUUUUAAUAGACAGUACCCAUUCACUUU